Molecule: messenger RNA, 2573 nt
Organism: Diospyros lotus (date-plum)
Lineage: Eukaryota; Viridiplantae; Streptophyta; Magnoliopsida; Ericales; Ebenaceae
Exons: 3
Coding region: 73-2328 (751 amino acids)
Molecular function (GO): protein binding
Source: RefSeq, a predicted model, not a curated record
CUACAUUGUACCAGGUUUUGCAGGACAUGGAAGUUGUCAUCAUGAAGCAGAGAUACUCCAACCAGCUUGCCGAUGAAAGCCCCAAUUUCUAACAGUCUGACUCCCCAUUUGAUAUUGAUCCCUCGAUUUCCAUCUCCAAAUUUUCUAUUCCGCUUUCCUCCACUUUCCCGGGAAAGUCCAUGCUUGUUGAGCUUCUCCCACAGGAAAUGGCUGUACCAUCCCAAAACACUGACUUUCUGCUCUGGGGCACCAAGUUUCGGUGGAUGGGACGACCCACGACUCGGUGGUGGCUCGGCCCUAUCGGGUGAGUCAAACCAGCUCCUUAGUCUUCUGAAUUCUCUUGGAAUCGAUGACAAAAAGUAUAUCUUUGUCUAUGUACUAGGGUUCGUUUGUGCUUUGGCCAUUUCUAGGGUUAGGGUUUCCUCAACUGUUCUGUUCCCAGCUUGCGCUAUUGUUUUUGCUGUUGGGUUUUCAAUUGGCUUUGUUAAUUGGGGACAUGCGAAUAACUUGAACUUAGUUGCUGCCAAGAAAAAGCCGAAGGAUGAAACUUUUAGGGUUUCAGUUGAGAAAUUGAGGAAUUUGGUGCAUCUGUUGGCUGAAUUUGAUGAUAAGAUUAGUAACUUGAAGAAUGGUAUAAGAAGGGGAAUUGAGAACAGUCAUGUCACUGUGGGUGAUCUGCAGAGAUAUUCUAAGGCCAUGGAAUCAAUUCGGUUAUCUAGUUUGAAUGCUAGGAGUGUUGUUGAUGCUUGUAUUGAUGUCCUGUCAGUCGAGAACCGGGAAACUGAAAGAAUUUUGAAUCAGAAAUCAAGUAGGAGAAAGAAAGAAGUGGGCGAAGCUGGGUUCGAUCUGUUCCAGUACAUUGGUGGUUUGUUUCAAGAAAGUUCAGUUAGUUCCAAGCCAAAUAAAAUGAAAGAUAGUGUUAAGAGGGGGUCAGUGCAUGUGGAGGUGAAUGACAGAAGUCGAGGCAACAUUUUAGGUAUGGUGGGUGAAGAACAGGUUAUAACAAGCUCAGCAUCUAUUGACGAUGCAGGAAACCAGAAAGCAGCAUUUUCAAGAGAUAUUCUGCAUACGCCUGAUAUGGUUCGGAGUGGAGAAGAAAUGUUGGAUAAUGAAGCAAGGAGAAUUAAUGUUCUCUUACAAGAUGAUGAAAUAAAGAUUUCAGAUAGGGAAGCUAAUAGAAAAGUUAUGGACAAUGAACUGUAUAGUUACCAAAAUAACAGACCAAGAUUCAUAAACAACCAACAGAUCUCUCUUAUGAUAGAUCAUCAUAAUGGAGUUGAAACGUGGGCAUCACAAGAUAACUUCCUUGAUUCUGUGGAUUUUAGUGUCAAUCUGAAGCACAUGCAAACUGAAGCUUUAGUUGAACGAGAAGAGAUACUACACAGGACCAAUGGAAGUUACAGGCCUAGUCAAUCCAGGGAGAAUAGAGAAGAGGACAUUUACAAACCUCGUAGUGUGGAAAAAGAGAGGGUGAUUCGUGAAGAUGAACAAUCCAUAGCUGAUCACCCAUCUGAACGCAAGAAUGACUCCUUCCCAUCUUCUACAGUUUCAGAUGAUAUUAUGUUCAAUGGGUAUCUUAUGCAAGCUAAUGCCCUCCUAAAAGAAGCCAGGAAAUGUCUGAAGGUAAGUGGUGAUGAAGGGCAUGCAGAAACUGUAUUAUACAAGUCUGCAAAAUUACUCUCUAAAGCCUUAGACAUGAAGCCUAUGAGUUUACUAGCUGUAGGCCAGUUGGGAAAUACCUAUCUUCUCCAUGGAGAACUAAAACUGAAAAUGAGUCGUCACUUGAGAGCUCUACUUGCAAACAAAGAUACAAUAUUUGUCCACGAACGGCCUAAAGUACUUAAAGGACUAGAAGAUGAGCUCACAAGCAAAGACAAAAUUGCAUCAGCACUUGUUAAUGUUUGUGAAGACUGUGAAGAACUCCUUGUUCAGGCUGGGAGAAGAUAUAGGUUUGCCUUGUCAAUUGAUGGAGACGACAUGAGAGCCCUGUAUAACUGGGGUCUUGCCCUGUCCUUCCGUGCACAGUUGAUUGCAGAUAUUGGACCAGAAGCAGCUUUUGAUGCUGACAAGGUUUUCUUGGCUGCAAUAGACAAAUUUGAUGCCAUGAUGUCCAGAAGCAAUGUUUAUACACCUGAUGCUCUGUUUAGAUGGGGCUUGGCAUUGCAACAAAGAUCUCGACUACGGCCAAGGAAUAGCAAAGAGAAGGUCAAGUUACUGCAGCAAGCGAAGAGGCUAUACGAAGAUGCACUCAACAUGGACUACGAUAAUCUCCAAGUAAGAGAAGCCCUCCAUUCAUGCAUCUCUGAGCUCAGUUUUAGGAGCUAUUGAAAUCCCACCUGCCAUUAUUCGUUAUUCUUGUUAUCUAUCCCCGCCCCUUCCAAGCAGUAGCAUGGCUUCUGUUUCUUCUUCGCCAUUUCUUAGUCGUAUAUAGCAAAAUGGAAGAACCCAUCGUAUGAAAAGAUACCGGCUUUUUGGUCAAUCAUCUUACUUGUGAGUUUCUGCUAAAAGGGAAUGUUUCUGAUGGGAUUUAUACUAAGCACCUGAGAUAAAUAUGUAAUGUUCAUCAUGGCAUA